AUGCUGCAUCGAUCUACAAACGAAUCAGCUUCGAAUGCUAGACACCAAUCUCAUGGGAAUGCCAGACGCACUUCCCACUUGGGAACACCCCAUCUGCAGCAACAGCAACAGCAACAGCAACAGCAACACCACCCAUCGCAAUCGCAAUCGCAAUCGCAAUCGCGUCACACACAGCAAUCACAAUCACAACUGAAAAUGCUGUCACAACAGCGCGAGAAACAGGAGUCUUCUGGCCUACCUAGGCUGUCUCGCAUUGAAGAAGCCAUUGCUUUGAGCGAUACAAGGCCAUCUUCGUCCAAUUUCAUAAAGAAAAACACGAGUUCGCUAUCUCCAGGAAAUUCAGAGAUCAAGCCAAAACCAUUUGUUGUUGUACUAAGCAAUGUAUCACUGGAUACACAAGAGACUGAAAUAGAGCUGUUGAUACAACAAACACUAAGCGGUGACAGCUUCAAAAUCAUGAAAGUUACCUCAACCGAGCCUGCAAAAGUUACAAUCAGGAUUGAAAAUUUCGCCACCAGCAACAAGUUAGUACAAGCAUUGAAUGGAUUUUUUUGGAAGGGGUCUACUUUAGAAGCCCAACUUGAUCUUAAUGCAACUGAAAAGUCAUCACCAAGUCCUGGCUUCAGCAAAGGAGCUAACGAGCCAUUCAAACCUGAGUUUAAUCGAUCUUAUGUUCCACCACAGUAUCGCCAGCCAUCACUACUGAGGAAGAACAAUUCCUUCUAUAGACCACAGAGGUCAACCAACUCCGUGCUGUCAUCAUUCGAUUCCCGCAGGUCGACCACUGCGGACUCCAGAGCCAGCAGUCAUGCCAGCUCCAUAUUUUCAAACUAUAGCCAUAGACAUUCGAGUAAUUUUUCAACAAUAUCUACCGGCCUGGUGUCGGAGAAACAGAAUCUUCCAUCGAGUAUUGAAAAUUCAGAACAAGGAGCCCUAGCCUUAGGGCCAGAACCAGGUAUUGAAGAAGGGGAGGAGUACGAGGAGCAGCAAGUAAAUGAGGGAGAUACUACAGAAGAACAAAAUGAUGAAGAACAAGUCAACGAAACUGAUAUCAACGAAGUCGCAGAGGAAGAGUUUAUCGAGAUACCCGAAGGAGAAGGCGAAAAUCCUGAUCGAUUGAUAAAAGUGAGUCCUACGCGAAUAUUCGUGGGUAACGUCCCAUACAGUUCAAACUGGGCAUCAUUGCGAAAAUUCCUUUUAGAUAAAUUGUAUGAAAAGGAUCCUGAAAACAACGUAUCCAUACUAAGAGUUGAAAUUCCAAUUCUGCAAAUGCCACUAAACGAAGGAUUAUUUUACGGGCAAGGUGGAAUGGGCCAGCCUCGAGUAUUAUCAAGGAGUAGGGGGUUCGCAAUUGUAACCACCAAAGAUAGAGCAUCGUCGGAAAAGUUAAUUGAGUUGUUGAAUGAUGUGGUAUUCGAAGGACGUGCACUAACUAUAAGAUAUGACAAGUUCCCUCAGUUUGACAACUACAUCGUGCAGCAGCUACAUAAAGCACCCUCUUUCUCAAGAAAUAACACCAACGCAUUCGGAGGACAAUACUAUAACCAAAAUAUAUACCCAUCGUCUCAAGGUUACCUGCACCAAGUACCGCCAAUUCCAUUUUUGCCACAACAGGGGACACCGUACAAUACUCACCAAAAACCCACAACAAAUGCGACAGGCUCCUCAUUGUUGAGCAAUUUGGCCUUUGAACGAAACCUGUUACAACAAAAGAUCUACUACCGCAAUACCACCGCUUCACAACAGCAACCACCUUAUUCGACAAACACUCCUGUUUUACAGCCAGCCCCAGCCCCCGCCCCAGCUCCAGUGCCAGUGCCAGUGACAAUACCGCCUCCACCAUUAAACCAAACCCAGAAUGUUCCGUUUUCGGCAAAUGCGAGUCAAAAUAUGCUAGCGGCGGGGUAUUAUUACAUGCCGUACUACUAUCAAGCUCCUCCACCACUUGGUUCCAGCAUGUACCACCCUUAUGGGCCUCGUUACGGUGCUGAAGCUUCUCCAACAGCAGCUUCAGAUCCACUCCCGUCGCAAUAUGGUGAUCCUAACACCAGCAUCCCAACUUUUCGACCAAGCGGGGGCGGACAAAGAGGGUAUAGACACAGUACCGAAGAGCAGCAACAACAGACAGGUGAACUUUUCCAAAACUUGUCGCUAAAUGAAAAUAAAUAG
This is a messenger RNA of Lodderomyces theae, 2169 nucleotides long. RefSeq lists its product as uncharacterized. The transcript has a single exon. The record is from RefSeq and is a predicted model, not a curated record. Gene Ontology annotation, cellular component: nucleus; cytoplasm. Lineage: Eukaryota; Fungi; Ascomycota; Pichiomycetes; Serinales; Debaryomycetaceae. The coding region runs from base 1 to 2169 and encodes 722 amino acids. Gene Ontology annotation, molecular function: mRNA binding.